GCAAGGAAAAGUCCAGCACCUCCUCCUGUCGACCGGCUCUCAUCUCCGCGUCCAGACAAGAGCUACGCUGCAAGACCAGAGACCGCUUUAUCUCCGCCUGGGGGGAAGGGAAAACGCCACCAAGCUGUCACCCCAGCUUUUCGUUUCCCAUGCCACGGCAAUAGCCACAGCGACGGUGACCACGGCAGCAGCAAGAUCGCUGGCUAGCUCGCCAUCAAACCACGACUGCACCCGGAACAAGCAAGCCGUUCAGCCUCAGGAUGCUCAGGCUGCCUGUCCUUUCCUCUCUUUGCCCUGUUUUUUAGCCCUCAAUUUGCUGGUUGCUGUUCUGUCCACUGUUGCUGCUCAUGCACUGCUACAACUUCAGAUGGCUAACCCGCGUCCUAUAUACAGUCAAAAGCAUGGAGAUGACUCCCAAGACCAGAUAGGGUCGAUGGGUUCAACGCCUACCGGGAUCGCAACGCCGCAGCCCGAUCCGUCCGACAAGCGCGUCCCCGGGAUCAUGCCUAGUUUCUUUGCACAGGUUGGUGCUGGUUCCGAUUCUAAUUCAAACCCUACCACUACCACCACCAGUAUACGACCUUCUUCCUCCUCCUCUUCUUCUCCUCCUCCUCAUUCCAUGUCUUCUUCCUCUUGUUCUACCCAUCAUACCCCAGGGAAGCAUAGUAGUGAUGAUGGUGUGGUUGCUGUUGGGGAUCCUUGCCAGCAGACCGGAGAGACACAACAGCAGGAAAUACUAUCGGAUGCUUUGAAACCGCCUACUUCAACAUCACAUUCCCCUCCACUCACUGAGUCGACCAAUCCGUUGGACCGUGGUUGUCAGAACUCAGCACCUGUCAGCACACCUUCUCGUCCUCCCACCGCACAGAGUCUCGAGGUGAUAUCGGACAAGGACUACUUCCUUGCCCCUUCCAUGCAUACAAGUAGCGGUGGCGGUGGCCGCGCUGAUGCUAAUGAUGCUAAUGCUGGUGCUGUUGCUGUCAAUCCUCUACCGACUCCUCCCCGCUCCUCGUUUUGUUCCAUCGCCCAUAGGGACACUGAAGAGGCCGAGAAUGGUGCUCCAGAAGUUGAUACCGGAGUGAGCUCGGUUUACCGCGCCCUAAAGAACCUUAUAUUCUCCAAGUCCUCACAAAAGCAGAAGUCCAAACGACAUACCUCCUUUCCUGUCUCCAGUGUCUCCCCAGAUGCCGUCAUGGCUUCCCAUUUUUCUAAACCUUCCCGCCCUUCCUCACAGUCAUUAUCACAACCCAACUCCCUCUUAUCUUCCUCCAAAUCCUCCUCCCAAAAUCAUAAUAACCACCUUCAUCACCCUCACUCAAUCUCCAGCUCUUGCGAGGAUCUGGGAAAGCUGACAGACAGCGUGGCCGCGGGCCCGCGGACAAAGAACACACCUCCUCUCACCCCCCGUGCAAUGUCCAAUGAAACCGAUGCCGCAGAGAAGAGAGACCCCCCUAGGUCGAUAAUAGAGCAUUCUCCCCCUCACCAGGGUAACAAUACCCCAGACAGCAGCUCUCAGGGCGGAAGACACUCGGCCGCCUCUUCGUCAAAUGCGCGGAAAAGCAAAUCAAACAAGCCUUCGGCCUCCUCUAGAUCCAGUGGAGCCUCGGAGGAAUCCGGCGUACCGGUAACCGCCUCUCUAAAGGGAAAACUAACCGUCAAAAUAGUUGAAGGACGUGGCCUUCGUCCUAGCGUUGAUCCGUAUGUCGUUUGCGUUUUUGAAUGGAACGAGUACAUCUCCAAGGGUGCAAAGACAGAUGAGAAGGGUGGCCAGACUGCUAGUAUGGCUGGCCAUGGGGCUGGUUCUAGAAAUAGACUCGAAGCGCUAGGAUCAGUGCCAAUUCAGCGGUCGAACAGUGAUUCCGGACGUCCCAUGGCCAUACCAAUGAAGAGUCGACAGAGCAGCCACAACAGCAUGUUGGAUGGGGGGCAUAGUAACGGGCCUAUUGAAGUGACUGAUCCACAGUGGAAUCACGAUGCCGUCUUUGACGUACUUGGACAUCAGUCGGAACUUGACGUGUCUGUUUAUGACCGUUCAAAUCAUGAGGCCUUCCUCGGCCAUUUGAAACUAUCACUCCACCUAAAGGACGACCACACCACAUUGUCGGGAUGGUAUCCUCUCCAACCACUCGCCCACGGUCAGGGCCCAGUGUCGGGAGAGAUAUACCUUCAAAUGAGCUUCCAGAAGACCGACAAAAAACAGUUUGGUCCGAACGACUUCCAGAUUCUCAAGCUUAUCGGCAAGGGUACUUUUGGUCAGGUGUACCAGGUGAGAAAGAAAGACACUCAACGGAUUUAUGCUAUGAAGGUAUUGUCGAAGAAAGUCAUAAUUCAGAAAAAGGAAAUUGCCCAUACCCUUGGAGAGAGAAACAUCCUCGUCCGCACCGCCAUGACGGAUUCUCCAUUUAUCGUUGGCCUGAAGUUUUCCUUCCAGACUCCUACAGAUUUGUACCUUGUCACAGACUACAUGUCGGGCGGCGAGCUGUUCUGGCAUCUCCAGAAGGAAGGGCGAUUCCUCGAAGCUCGCGCGAAGUUCUACAUUGCCGAAUUAAUCCUUGCUCUACAGCAUCUUCACGACCACGACAUUGUGUACCGCGAUCUGAAGCCUGAGAACAUUCUUCUUGAUGCCAACGGGCACAUAGCUCUCUGCGAUUUCGGCUUGUCUAAGGCCAAUCUCACCAAGGAUGACACCACCAAUACCUUCUGUGGUACAACCGAAUAUCUCGCUCCUGAAGUCUUACUUAACGAGACCGGGUACACUAAAAUGGUUGAUUUCUGGUCCCUGGGUGUCCUUGUGUUUGAAAUGUGCUGCGGUUGGAGCCCGUUCUACGCCGAGGAUACCCAGCAGAUGUACAAGAACAUCGCGUUCGGCAAGGUUCGGUUCCCUCGCGACGCCCUCAGCGCUGAAGGCCGCAACUUCGUCAAGGGUCUGUUGAACCGCAACCCUGAACACCGUCUUGGCUACCGGGAUGACGCUAAGGAGCUCAUGGCACACCCAUUUUUCCACGACAUCGACUGGGUCGUUCUAGCCAACAAGGGCGUUAUCCCUCCCUUCAAACCAACACUUACAUCUGUCAUGGAUACUUCGUACUUUGACCCCGAGUUUACCACUGCCCUGGAACAAUCUGCUUCCCUGAACGCGAGAGCCGCUGCAUUGGCGAAUGGGCUGAAUCCCGCUGGUACACCGCUGUCCCCGGGCAUGCAAGCUAACUUUAAAGGUUUCACUUUUGUCAACGAGAGUUCGAUGGAGCAUCAUAUGAGCCAUGGUGAGAAUUACUCCAGUAAUACGGCCGACGACUACAUGGAAGAAGACUUCCCUGAGCAAUGGGUGCAACCUCAUAAAACUAGUGGUGGUAGUGGCAAGGCUGGCACAGGCCAUAGUGCUGGUCCCGACCAUAGCCAUCGCAUGAGUGGAGUUGAGCGCACAAGCACUGUAUCAAACGGCGAUGCUGAUGCAGGUAUCUUCCAUGACGACUAUCACUUUGAGAUGUGAAGCGUCGGGGGAGUAAGUGAAUAACACAACUGCUCACAUGAUCUAAACAUCGCUAGGAGAAGUUACUUUCUUCUCACUUCUUUGAUGCGUUUGUGCCUGGCCUUUUUCUUCACAACAUUCAUGCCCUUUUCUUUCCCUUUUGUUUUUUUUUUUUUUUGUGAUAUCUUCCCUUCCCUGAUCAUGAAGUAUAUGACUUGAUGCCACUUGCACAUACUAAACAACCUACUUAUGCUUGUGCCUUUUGUAUCGGCCCUUGUCCGUCUUCUCAUUUUCCUCAUCUACACGCCUCAAGGUAUCAAUCUCAGGCUAUCUGAUGAGGACCUUAUCUUCCUCUCGCCUUUUCUUCUCUCUACUUCCCUUUCCCGCGAGUAUUUCCGUUUUACGUUUAGUGGGCCUUUUCCAUUCAACUCUGCGUUCUAGCCUUCCCUCCCCCCUUGCUUGCUCCCAUUAUCAUUCCUUCUAUCUGUCAAGCACAAUGCAUGCUUCAUAUUGCUUUACUCCGCCCGGUCUACCGGUCACGCAUACAAGGUAAAGAGGAAUAAUUCAUUCCAACUACAAAAAAGAAAAACACCCAAAACCAAAAAAAGAAUUAAAAGCAAAAGAAAGAAGGGCAAGGAGGGGACCUUUUUUUUCCCAUCACCGUCGAUUUAUUUACAUGUCCUCCGUACUGUUUCUGUCUGAGUCAGUUUACAUUUCUUAUUUACCAAGCCAUACUGCUUCCAGGUCCAGUUUCAUAAAUACCAGAUCCAAACUCUUCUAUCUCCUUUUCCUUCAUUAUCACUUCUCUCCUCAUCCAAAAGAAAAGAAACGGAAAAAAAAAGAAACUCAUUCUUCAACAAGCGAACAAACAAACAAAGCGUGGCAUAAAUCGUCUAGCGGGCAUUUUUUAUUCUUUCAUCUAUUUGCAUGUAGCCAAGGGGUCAGUCUGUCGGUUUGUUGGCUUGUUGGUUGGGCGCUGUAUGGUGGAGGCUGAUGUUACCCAUCCAAUAUCUUUAUUGAUUCCUUAGUCUCUCCCGUUUAACCCCUUAAUAUUCCAUAUAAAUUUCAUGCAGCUUUCUUGCAUUCGCCAGCUCUAUUUUUAUCACCUCCUUAGUGCCUCAGAAACUCCCCCC
Trichophyton rubrum CBS 118892 is the source of this 4602-nucleotide messenger RNA. Its product is annotated as AGC/AKT protein kinase. The record is from RefSeq and is a predicted model, not a curated record. Gene Ontology annotation, biological process: protein phosphorylation. Lineage: Eukaryota; Fungi; Ascomycota; Eurotiomycetes; Onygenales; Arthrodermataceae. The transcript is spliced from 2 exons. Gene Ontology annotation, molecular function: ATP binding; protein serine/threonine kinase activity. Bases 368 to 3490 code for a protein of 1040 amino acids.